Zingiber officinale is the source of this 886-nucleotide messenger RNA. RefSeq names its product TSET complex member tstD-like. Bases 160 to 621 code for a protein of 153 amino acids. The record is from RefSeq and is a predicted model, not a curated record. Lineage: Eukaryota; Viridiplantae; Streptophyta; Magnoliopsida; Zingiberales; Zingiberaceae. The transcript is spliced from 6 exons. Gene Ontology annotation, cellular component: COPI vesicle coat. Gene Ontology annotation, biological process: intracellular protein transport; retrograde vesicle-mediated transport, Golgi to endoplasmic reticulum; intra-Golgi vesicle-mediated transport.
GCCCAUUCUUCCAAAGCCCGUUCGUGUGCCUUCCGGAACCAGGGUCACAGAACACGAGAAACGGAGAAAGGAGCGGAGGAGGUGCAGAGAGAGCCGUUUCGCCAUCGGUGAGAGGAGUCGCCUCCCGUCCCAUUUUGAUCGAUCCCCUAGAUCUGCGCCAUGAUUCUGGCAGUUCUCUUCACCAACACCGAAGGCAACAUCCUAGUCGAGCGAUGCUGUCUGAUUUCCAAUUUUCAUGGAGUUCCAUCUGAGGAGCGACUACAUUGGCGAUCUUUUCUAGUAAAACUAGGUGCAGAGAAUCUUAAAGGAACCAAAAAUGAAGAACUCCUUGUUGCUUCUCACAAAUCUGUGUUUGUCGUCUACACAAUGCUUGGCGAUGUUUGCAUCUAUGUGAUUGGCAAGGAUGAGUACGAUGAACUUGCUUUGGCAGAAGUGAUUUUUGUUAUCACAUCAUCGGUGAAGGAUGUGUGCGGAAAACCUCCAAGUGAGCGGCUAUUCCUUGAUCAUUAUGGGAAGAUAUGCCUGUGCUUGGACGAGAUUAUUUGGAAGGGGAUGUUGGAGAACACGGAUAAGGAUAGGAUUCGAAGGUUGAUAAGGCUAAAGGCUCCCGCUGACAUAUAAAAUGGAGCUGCUUUGCCCGUCGUACCUUUUACUGGCAUUUGUGAGGGAAGAUUGCUGUUGUAGAUUAAGGCAAGUCAUGGCUUUCCAGAUACGUAUGCGUAGUAUAUUGCUGCUUUGAUGCGUUCGGAUUUGAAUUCACAUUGUAUUGACACAACAAAAAAAAAACAGUUUGUGAUAAAAAGAAGCCUUUCAGGCUUAUCGAACUCUAUGAAGAAGAUUCAGUUAUGUCUGAAUUACACUUCUAAAUUAUGGCAUUCACGAUUUA